UUCUCCCACUGGUCAGCAAAUUAGGGCAGAAAUAGUUUAACAAGAUUAAGUUUACUUAUUGACACUUUUAAGUUGAGGCAGUUAAUUGUCUUGAGCAGUUGAUAUCACUGGUACCUGUAUAUAGAUAGUUACUGGACACUCUCCCAGUUAUAGCACAAGUUGUUGGUUUGAGAACUAGUUGUGACAUUUAUACUAAAAAUUCACCAUGACUAGGACACUGGACACAAGUUGUAUGACCAUUAAUUCUACCAGAAGAGGUCCAUUCCGUGCCACUCAGAUAUGGAACGAGAUCAUCGAGCACCUGAAGUCGAAGGUGGAAGUGAAGCGUCGCCGCUACAAGAUGCGUAACUACGAGAACUGUUUCUGCGGGACUGAUGCUGUGGAUGUCGUACUACACUACCUCCUGAGUGAUCGCAACACCUUCAGCAGUGACCUGUCUCGGGAAAAGGCCAUCAAGCUUUGCCAGGCUCUGAUGGAUCGCAACGUUUUCAGCCCAGUCAGCUCGAGGACCAGCGAGAUCAAGAAGACCUUUGAUGAUAGUCACAGCAAGCUGUACCGCUUUGUAGGCCCCGAUCUAGAGCACGAGGAGGAGAACCGCAUCGUCGAGUCUGAGGAGUCUGACGAGGACCAGAACUACUCCAUCGUGGUUGACUGCCGCAGCAAGAGUGACGAAAUGAGAAUUGACUCCAGCGUUGAACCGGACUUGAUUGAGGAUGGCGUCAUCUGUAACCCGAUAGCCGUCAACAAGAAAGGUCAGGUGCUACAGGAAAUCCUCUCCCUCCAGAACUCGUACAGUCGUAGGCGUAGUCGCAGCUCCCUCAAGUGUGCCAACACCUCUAUGUUGAUGCGAAGCAUGAAGGAGAAGCAUGAUGUAUCUCCUGAAGCUCUAGAGGACUUGUGGAAGGAAGUUGCCCUGUGCCAGUUGUUGACCUUGAUCGACCUCCCGUUCCUCGAUGGCCUCCUGGUGGAUGAGAAGCCAAGCAAGAAGUUCAUCAAGCAUAACCUCAUCAUCUCCAACGUGGUGGCCAAGCACUGGAACAUCCCCUCACCUUCAACUGGACAGGACCCCUUCAUGUCGUCUGCUCUCGGCUGCAUCGAGUGUCUUCCAAAGGGUAUCAGCAUCCUUGAGAACAGCUUCGUCCGCGACACCAACCCCGCCGCCAAGUUACAAGCCUUCCACAUCAUCAGCGAGCACUACACCACCCAGCUGGACGAGUCUCUCCUUCCAGAGCGCUUCAUCGACCUUCACCUCGCUGUCCUCAACUUCAUCCUGCAGCAGACGGACCAGAAGGCCCUUGAGGCUCUCCAGCUCGACAUGAUCCUGUUGCCAUGGCACGUCAGGGAGGAGCUCCAGCGUCUGUUGCGAUUCAUGGCCGCCGUCAAGAAUGAAUCCAUGCAGAUUGAUGCCAAGGACGACAACGAGGUCCAUCUACUGAACACAUUCACCGACAGUAUCAUGAAGCACAAGGUGGUUGCCCCCAAGCUUGCCCGCAUCCUCGUUGGUUUUAUGGUGCAGAACGUCGAGGAGAUCUUCAGCGUCCCCAAGGAUAUCCGUGACCGUGUCAACUCCCGCAUCGACGAUCUCCGCACUGGAGAAGUUUCCCCUGUCAGAGAAAACACAUAUUGCCAGCAAGUUUCACCCCAGGAGUACGAGCAGCAGGCCACAGAAUGUACCCAGAAUGCCUUGGUGGCCAUGAUGAACGAUAUCCUUGACAACACAGAGCUCAGUCUGAAGGAGAAGAAGCAGAAACUCCGACAGUUCCAGAAACAUCACCCCUCCCUCUACGAUAUCCACUUUACCGGGAUGCUGUAGAUAGACUUAUCAUUGAAUCCAGCAAAACAAGAUGGUGCAUUAGUUAUAGGUCCCGGGAUGUGCGGGACACAUCUCAACUCAAAAGUGCAAUUAUUGUGUCAAAUAUGUGAUAUUUGUUUGAACUUUGUUAAUUCUCAACGGACCGAAGGACUACCUUUGACUGUGUGUGCCAAUAGACUCAUAAACUCAGUACAAAUUAAUUGAUAUUAUUGAAGAAUUUUCUGAGGUUCACUGAGAGAAUUAGAAUGUCUCAAAUUUAGUAGUUCUAAUCACAGAGUGCAUAAUAUGUCAAAAUCUAUUGUGUACAACACUUAUUCCUUUUCUGCCUAUCACCCUUUCAUUUUCAUAUAUCUAGCCAUUUGUGAUAUUAAUACCAUUUGUACAGCAUUUACAAUUUGUACAUAGAUAAUGCCUUUGUAAGGCAUUUAAAAUUGUUGAUAUUCUAAGUAUUUAUUCACAAGAGAUAUAUUUAUUUGUAUAUAUUGUAUAUUACUGUAUGAAUGAUGAUCAGAAUGUAUUGUUUGAAUGAAAGACGUCCUAUGAGUAAUGGUUAAUUGAUCAAUAUGCUAGUUUGAUCUCACCAUGAUAGUUUGUUUGUCAACAAGUUGUAUGUGAGUAAAAUGAUGGAAGAGUGAAAUAUGUACAUAUCAAAUCAUGUUUUAUCUUGAUUAAAACAUCAAAUUUUGAA
Molecule: messenger RNA, 2501 nt
Organism: Pecten maximus
Lineage: Eukaryota; Metazoa; Mollusca; Bivalvia; Pectinida; Pectinidae
Product: DEP domain-containing protein 7-like
Exons: 7
Coding region: 206-1813 (535 amino acids)
Biological process (GO): intracellular signal transduction
Source: RefSeq, a predicted model, not a curated record